GCCAAAGCCGGAGGGCGGGGGCAGUGCCAAGAUGGCGGUGGCGCUGCCCGAACUGAAGCAGAUUAGCCGGGUGGAGGCGAUGCGUUUGGGGCCGGGCUGGAGCCACUCCUGCCAUGCCAUGCUGUACGCCGCCAACCCCGGGCAGCUCUUCGGCCGCAUCCCCAUGCGCUUCUCGGUGCUGAUGCAGAUGCGCUUCGACGGGCUGCUGGGCUUCCCCGGCGGCUUCGUGGACCGGCGCUUCUGGUCGCUGGAGGACGGGCUGAACCGGGUGCUGGGCCUGGGCCUGGGCUGCCUGCGCCUCACCGAGGCCGACUACCUGAGCUCGCACCUGACCGAGGGCCCGCAGCGCGUCGUGGCGCACCUGUACGCGCGGCAGCUGACGCUGGAGCAGCUGCACGCCGUGGAGAUCAGCGCGGUGCACUCGCGCGACCACGGCCUGGAGGUGCUGGGGCUUGUGCGUGUCCCACUGUACACCCAGAAGGACCGCAUGGGGGGCUUCCCCAACUUCCUCAGCAACGCCUUCAUCAGCACUGCCAAGUGCCAGCUCCUCUUUGCCCUCAAGGUGCUCAACAUGAUGCCUGAGGAGAAGCUGGCUGAGGCCUUGGCCGCCGCUACUGAGAAGCAGAAGAAGGCCCUGGAGAAGCUGCUGCCAGCAUCCUCCUGAGGGGCGCUGCCCCGGCUUUGUCGAUCGCCCUGCCCCAGGUUCCCUGUGCCCUUGGGCUGAGACUCUACCCCGUGGAAGUGUGUCUCCUAGCGCGCAAACGUGUGUGUGUUUGACCCCCUGCUGACUGCCUGGGGCCAGUGGGCACCUUGUCGUUUCUUAUCCUGAGCAGUCCCCUCGGCCCGCUGGAACUCAGGUUUGCAGGGCUGGACAGCCUGGGUGUACCAAGCCAGGCUCUCACCCGCCCCACGACACUUGUUCUCCUCUGAGUCUCUGUCCCUGGGCAGGUGGAGGCCUUAGGCUGAUUCCCCAGGUGUUGCGGUGCCACACUCAGUCCUUCCAUGGGCAGUUUGUUCCCUUGGAGGACGCCUUUGUCCAGGUUGACUCAUUCCUGCGUCGCUCCCAGGGCCUGAGAGCCAGGCGGGGUAGGGUGUUGUACUGUUAGUCUUGGUUCUCCCUGGAUUUACUGGGUUAGACUUUCUCUUCGACUUUCUCACUGCAGUGAGGCUGGGCUUGGUUCCAGAGGGCAGUCGGGGCCAAGGGCCCACUGUGUGUGCCUUGUUCAAGAGGAAGACAAAUAAAGUAGCUCUUAAGCUGC
This is a messenger RNA of Loxodonta africana (African savanna elephant), 1259 nucleotides long. It is a transcript of the gene NUDT16L1, whose product is annotated as nudix hydrolase 16 like 1. The transcript is spliced from 3 exons. Gene Ontology annotation, molecular function: snoRNA binding. The record is from RefSeq and is a predicted model, not a curated record. The coding region runs from base 32 to 664 and encodes 210 amino acids. NCBI's taxonomy places the organism in Eukaryota, Metazoa, Chordata, Mammalia, Proboscidea, Elephantidae. Gene Ontology annotation, cellular component: nucleus.